AUGAGCGGAGCGCCAGCCUUGACUUGCCAACUAGCCAAGGCCAAGAGGGCAAGUGGGGAUUUGGCAGCCAAGAGGGCAAGGCAGCCAAGAGGGCAAGGCAGCCAAGAGGGCAAGUGGGGACUUGGCAGCCAAGAGGGCAAGCGGGGAUUUGGCAGCCAAGAGGACAAGUGGGGACUUGGCAGCCAAGAGGGCAAGUGGGGAUUUGGCAACCAAGAGGGCAAGUGGGGAUUUGGCAGCCAAGAGGACAAGUGGGGAUUUGGCAGCCAAGAGGGCAAGUGGGGAUUUGGCAGCCAAGAGGGCAAGGCAGCCAAGAGGGCAGGUGGGAAUUUGGCAGCCAAGAAGGUAAGCUGGGGAUAUGGCAGCCAAGAGGGUAAGUGGGGACUUGACAGCCAAGAGGGUAAGUGGGGAUUUAGCAGCCAAGAGGGCAAGUGUGGACUUGGCUGCCAAGAGGGCAAGGCAGCCUAG
Hyalella azteca is the source of this 465-nucleotide messenger RNA. RefSeq names its product MARCO-like protein. The coding region runs from base 1 to 465 and encodes 154 amino acids. The record is from RefSeq and is a predicted model, not a curated record. NCBI's taxonomy places the organism in Eukaryota, Metazoa, Arthropoda, Malacostraca, Amphipoda, Hyalellidae. The transcript is spliced from 2 exons.